CUCCCUCCCCUCCUCUUCCUCCACAACGCAGUAUUAGCAUUUCCCCCAAAUCUCUCCUCCUCAACCAAAACACUCCGAAUGGGAAGAAAAUAUGGCAUGAAGGAGGCGGCGGGUCAACACCACCGUAUACCGUCUUUCACAGAGCACGAGCACCGGCUGAACAUGGACUUAAGGAUAGGCAGCGGCGCGCGAGGAGGGAGCACAAAGCGGAUGGCAGACAACGCUCGUGUUGUCGCUUAGUGUUUCUGCAACACGACUCAUCAUCUGCCUGUGUUAUAUCUCUACGGAGGCGGACAAGGGACUUAGGGAGGAAGAUUAUUCGAGCCCCCCUGUACUGUAUAGAACGAAAAAAAUAAGCGGACUGCCGGUCCCUUUCAUUAAACUCCUCGGUGCCAUCAUCCACGCUUGAAUUAAAGACAAGAAAAUGAGUGAGCAGAGUAUCUGCCAGGCGCGAGCCUCUGUGAUGGUCUACGAUGAUGCCAGUAAGAAGUGGGUACCCAUCAAGCCAGGGCAGCAGGGCUUCAGUCGCAUCAACAUCUACCACAACACUGCCAACAACACCUUCAGAGUGGUGGGUGUCAAACUGCAGGACCAGCAGGUGGUGAUAAACUACUCGAUAGUGAAGGGCCUGAAAUACAACCAGGCCACCCCGACCUUCCAUCAGUGGCGUGAUGCCCGGCAGGUCUAUGGGCUGAACUUUGCCAGUAAGGAGGAGGCCACCACCUUCUCCAACGCCAUGUUGUUUGCCCUCAAUGUCCUCAGCUCACCUGACGGUGGAGGUCCAGUCGUCCAGCGCCAAAAUGGGCCAUCCUCAGAAGAGAGCGAGGCACAGAGGAGGAUGAUGGAGCAGCAUCAGAUGGUGCACAAGGAGAGGGAGCGACGGACAUCUGGAUCAGUCGUUUCCACUCUCCAAUAUAAAGUCUCCACCCCUCCCGCCCACCCAGACACUCCACCCGAGUACAGACAGUACAGGGCUAGCACACUGCCACCAUCCUACGUCCGCGUGGCCUCCUCCUCCUCACCUCCCUCCUCCGCCUCCUCUCCCUCGCAGGAGAAAGAGGCGGGGGCUGCUAGGGACAAGGCCCAGCUUUCCUCCCAGCUCUCCACCUCGCUCGCCUCCGCCUUUUCCCCCGUUCAGGCAGGAGUGGCCACUAUGGGCCGACAGGUCCGUCAAAUCCCCUUGUCUCCCCCCACGGCUGCCCGCCACCUACUCCUGCAACAGCAGCUGCAGCAACAAGACAUCAUGCUCCCCCCGAAACAUGGCACCUGGUCUGCUUCCCAUUUGCAGCAAAUGUACGCCCAGAUGCCCCCCUCCUCCUCCCCUCCGGUCAUGAUGGCCAUGCCUGUGAAGCAGGGCAUGCCCCCACAGCCUGUCCUCCCGAUGGCUCACCCCCUCCCACCCCUGAACCCCAGAAUGAAAGCCCCAACUCUCGACCACGGGUCUGCAUCUAGCCCUCACCAGUACCCUCAGCACCAGCACCAGCACCACCCUCACUCCAACGGCCAACCAGACGAUUCCUACAAUCCUCACUCUCAGCACCUGCCACUCACCCCACAGUACUGCGAGGCCGUCCCCCUGCCUCCUCUGACAGGCCAGACAGGCCCAGGCCCCGCCCCUCAGUACCCAUCCACCUUCCACCCUCAGCAGCAGCAGCAUCCGCCACCACAGCAACAGCAGCAGCAGCAGCAGCAGCAGCAGCAAGUGUACUACCAGCAGGCCCAGCCCCCCACCACCACCAACACCUCCUCCUCCUCCUCCUCGCCCCCCUCUUACACUGCCAUGUCUGACGGGGGCUCGCCCAAGAAGACCCCCUCCCCAGUCCCCCAGCAGGCCCCCAUGGCCAGCAGCAGCCCCCCUGUCUCUGCAGGUCACCCCGCCAUGCUUUCUGUGGCUCCUCCUCCAGCUCUAGCUCCAGCACCCAUGGCUGGUCCUCCAGCCCCUCCACCACCUCCGGGUCCACCGCCCCCGAUGGCAGUGCCCCCACCUAUGCCCCCUCCACUGCCAACUGGUGGAGGGCCUCCAGGGGGCCCGCCGGGGCUCCAGCAACAACCCUCAGGACUGGCUGCCGCACUGGCUGGAGCCAAACUGCGUAAAGUACAUAGGGACGAGAGCAGUCCGCCGGGAUCUGGUGGCAAAAGCGACUCCAACCGGUCCAGUGGUGGCAGUGGUGGUGGUGGGGAGGGCUUGAUGCAGGAGAUGAAUGCCUUACUAGCUCGCAGACGGAAAGCUUCAGAGAAACCUGAUGAAGACGACUCUAGCGGUCGAGGACCAGGUCAGCAGAACUCAACAGAUGCUGUGAAAAAGCCAUGGGAGCGAUCCAACUCUGCGGACAAGUCAUCACUGGUGUCCAGAGUGAGACCCAUCGGCAGCACUAGUGAAUCAGACACAGAGUUUGACAGGAUGAAACAGGAAAUUUUGGAUGAAGUUGUACGCGAGUUGCAUAAGGUGAAAGAUGAAAUCAUAAACGCCAUCAGACAAGAAAUAGGCAGAAUCAGUACAUCCUAAUCUCACCUGAGCAGCAGAGGGAGGAGAGCUAGAGGAGGAGCCAGAAGAGGAUGGACAUGCAGAUGCACAGACACGAGGACCCAGGAAUGUUCUCUCAAUGUUUCUGUGACCUCGCGACGUCAAGAUGCAGGGUGCAGAGAUGUUGUGCCAACAUUUGAGUCUGCUGGACAGCGAAAAAUGGAAGAAAGAAUCAGAGAAUAGACAGAGAGAGAGAGAGAAGAAGGUGAAUGGAGAGGAGCAGAAGAAGAAGGAUACAGAAAGGUUGAAAGGACUGAUGAACUCAAACAGAGGAUGAAAAAUAAAAAAUAAAAAUGAACUAAUGGACAAAGGGACUUUGGUGCAGAAUUCGGUGUCGUGAUCCUCUCUGUGCACCUAUAGACUCAGUCAGCCUGGUGUUGCAACUCUUUGUUCUCUGUUCAGUCCAAGUCUUAAGAAGAAAAUAUUUUUGUUUUCUAAGUUUUUACUGUUUUAUUAUUUAAAAAGCUGUGGUGAUGAUGAUGAUGAUGAUGCUGUUGAUGACAAUGAGUAUUUUAUUGAUAUUAUAGAAGGAGGAAGGAAUCUUGCACACCAUUUUUGUCAGCCUUUAAUAUUUUCUAUUAUGUUGAUUAGGUUUUUUUCCCCCUAAUUGUUUGAUGAUAACAAGCACAAUAUGGGUCAACGGUGCUGCAGACUCACCUGCCCCUGACUGGCAUCAUUUUAAAAAAAAAGGAAAAAGUCGCUUUUUAUGACAGUGUUCAUACUGGUGUUGUGUGUCAAACCUUUUUUUUUUUUUUUUUUUUCAGAUGUUGAAAAUGUGUUAAUGUUGAACCACAAUGAGCAACUUUAAUUACCUCUUUCAUUCACAUCCAGUGCAUAAUGCAUAACUGAUAAGGUGAUUUUUUUUGGGGGGGGGGGGGUGCGCAAUUAAUCUACAACACACAUUAACAGUCUGCUCUACAACUCCAGUGUGACCGAGGAGUAUGUUUCUCUCUACCUGUUCGGAUGUGAGAUCAUAAAAACAUGGGGAUCAUUCACAAAACAGGCCCAUAUCUGUAAAUGUGCCACCAGGUUUUACAUAGAUAUGAAACAAUGUAGUCCUAUCUAUUAGUCAUCCUAAUGCUUUGUGAACCUCCCAAGUAUGCAUGAACUCCCCCCAGUUUCUAUUAAUACGUUUUUGGUUUUCGAAAAAAAAAAAAAAAAAAAAAAGUACGAACGGUGGUACAUUUAUUAUUGUGGUUUGUUUCCAUGGAGAUUCACCUUUCUAUAUACGUAUGAGAUGUUGAACUUGAUAAUGGUAGCAGUGUGGUUUGGUGGGGGGGAGGGAGGGAGGAAAUGGAUGGGGGUUGCUCUGGCAAUAUGCAAAUCUUACCUAGAGAAGAAUGUGCAGAAAGUGAAUGAUAGGCCGAUGUGAUGGUAGCUAAAUGUGUCUCUGAAGGAAGGAUUUGGUUGAAACUUGGUUGUUGCAUUCUAUCCACUCUGUUCGCUCUCAACUCUGUUCUGAUUUCAAAGCUGGAAGUAAAUUCAUUCAAACAAAGAACAACAAGACGUGUCAGCCAUUUACACAAUA
Messenger RNA from Labrus mixtus (cuckoo wrasse), 4052 nucleotides. It is a transcript of the gene evla, whose product is annotated as Enah/Vasp-like a. The transcript is spliced from 14 exons. The coding region runs from base 425 to 2506 and encodes 693 amino acids. Gene Ontology annotation, molecular function: SH3 domain binding; actin binding; profilin binding. Lineage: Eukaryota; Metazoa; Chordata; Actinopteri; Labriformes; Labridae. The record is from RefSeq and is a predicted model, not a curated record. Gene Ontology annotation, biological process: actin polymerization or depolymerization; positive regulation of actin filament polymerization; protein homotetramerization. Gene Ontology annotation, cellular component: cytoskeleton.